AUGUUCCUUGGUGACAAGCUGCCUCCAAAUGCGGUUCUCAUUGAAUAUGUCCCACACGUGCAGCCAAUAGACCUUUCCAACUUCUCACCGCAAUAUCUGCAUGAACUUCGUCUUAUACUCGACGAUAUCCAUCUUACGGGGGUUCUUCAUGGCGAUCCUAAGCCAAGGAAUAUGAUGAUCUCCAGGGAUCAGAGCAGGGUCCUUUGGAUUGAUUUCGAUUCUGCCCAAACGUUCUCUGAGAGUCUUACGCCAAGGCAGAAAACCUGGAUUGAAGAAGAAAAUGAAAUGAUGGACUAUUUCGUCAAAGCUUUAGCCCAAGAUUACGAGGAAGGUGAACUGCGCCAGGCAUACUCUUAUUAUUACGAGUGGUAUGUUUAG
Penicillium cinerascens is the source of this 378-nucleotide messenger RNA. RefSeq lists its product as uncharacterized. Gene Ontology annotation, molecular function: ATP binding; protein kinase activity. The record is from RefSeq and is a predicted model, not a curated record. NCBI's taxonomy places the organism in Eukaryota, Fungi, Ascomycota, Eurotiomycetes, Eurotiales, Aspergillaceae. The transcript is spliced from 2 exons. Gene Ontology annotation, biological process: protein phosphorylation. The coding region runs from base 1 to 378 and encodes 125 amino acids.